Messenger RNA from Anguilla anguilla (European eel), 2625 nucleotides. RefSeq lists its product as uncharacterized. Gene Ontology annotation, molecular function: GTP binding. The record is from RefSeq and is a predicted model, not a curated record. Lineage: Eukaryota; Metazoa; Chordata; Actinopteri; Anguilliformes; Anguillidae. The transcript is spliced from 3 exons. Bases 196 to 1704 code for a protein of 502 amino acids.
GGCAGAAAGGCAUGCCUCCCUGCUUAGAAUAUAAAAGUUAAGAGGCUCAGGAAGACACACAUUUUGGGACAGUGAUCUGGCAAACACAGGUACAGAGAAGGUCCCUCUCAUGCACAUGCAAGCGUGUUUCCUGGUUCGCAAAAAUUAAGUUUUCUUUCUGUACUUACUAGAGGACUGGCACCUGAGAACUCAACAAUGGCACAAUCUUGCUUAAGAUACUCUGCGACAAAAAAAGAAACUACAUCUAAGUGGUCAGACAUAAUUAAGAACAGUGUACAGACAGCAACAGAACCCAAACACAUAUACCUGCUGAACACAGUCAAGAGAGCACUGAAUAAAGAUGAAACAGCCAGGAGAUACACGUUUGGAAGAAAGGACCCCAACAAAAGGAACAGGACAAUCAUGAUGGUGGGAGAAACAGGAACAGGGAAGUCUGCGCUCAUCAAUAGAAUGGUCAACUACAUACUGGGUGUAGAGUGGGAAGAUAAAAUCAGGUUUGAAAUAAUCCCAGAUGACGGCAAAAGGUCCCAAACUGAAUCUCAAGACACUGAAAUUAAUGCCUAUGAGAUUUUUGGACUGGACAAGCUGUCUGUUCCUUUUUCCCUCACAGUCAUUGAUACACCAGGAUAUGGAAACACAAGAGGUCUGGAUAAAGAUAAAAACAUUGCACAGAAUCUGUACAUAUUCUUGAAAUCUUCAAGUGAUGUUCAACAAUUAGAUGCAGUUUGCCUCGUGGUGAAGGCAUCUCAAAAGCGCCUAAGUCCCAGCCAGAAAUACAUCUUUGAUGCCAUUCUGUCCAACUUUGGGAAAAACAUGAAUAAAAACUUCAUGAUUCUCAUCACCUUCUCAGACUGGAUACCACCUCUAGCUCUUUCUGAGUAUGGUGCACCUUUACUCAAAGAUGAAAACAAUGAACCUGUUUACUUCCUGUUCAACAACCUUUCUCUUCAGAAGUUUGCUAAGAAAUACGAAGAAACAUAUAAAACAGCCUGGGAUAAUGGAGCAGAGAGCUUCAAAGAGUUUUUUCAGACUUUAGAUAAAAUGGAACCGCAAAACUUGAAGAUGACCGAAAACGUCUUGAAGGAACAUUGUCUCCUGGAAGAGGGUGUCCGGAACUUGGAGAGUCAGAUUAAAGUGGAGAAGGAGAAGCACAGGGCACUUGAAGAGCUGCAGAAAAGUUUGGAAGAGCACAAAGAGGACAUGACGAAAAGUAACAUCUAUCAGAAUACAUCAGAGACACGCCGCUGUAAAUGGUGGGUCGGUAUAUGCUUAAUGUGGGGUUUUUUAAAGAAUUCGGUAUAUAUCAUUCGCCAUGCUAUAUGGAGAUUAUGUGCUACUAUAUAUAGAAACUAUAGAAAAUUACGGGGCAAACAAUAUGAAGCCAUUCCCGAAACCUGCAGCUCCAAGGGCCACCAAAAAGAAGAUGAAGAAAGAAUAACAGAUGAGGAUCCUAAAAAAGAUGCCAAGCACAAACUAACCACAGAAAUAUCCAGACUUGAAAAAGAGCUGAAAGACAUAGAGGCUGUGAAGACCAAACUGAUGGAGAGGUGUUACCGGUCCGUUCUCGAGCUUGAACAGCUUGCUCUGAAGUUUGAUUCAGGUUCUACUCCUCAGAGCAUUCUCAGGCUGAUUGAAAUGCUGAAGGAGAAGAAAGACACAAAGAAGGUGGAAAAGCUGCAGAUGAUGCUGAAGAAGACUGUGUGAGGAGAUUAACACACACGGAGAGCACGCGUGUUCAGUGAAGCCUCUGUAGUUCUAUGCGUUAAGUUUUCUGCAGACAGUAGUACCUGACACAUCUAUGCCUGCCUCCUGGGCGUUUCUGAUCUGUCAGAAAAGUGUUUCUUUAUUAGGGUGAGAAUUUUGCAGUCAUAAACUGAAGUUCUUCCUUAGCUUACCAGGCUCUUUAAGAUUACUGAGCUCAGCAGUUCUCUCUUUCUUCUUAAUGAUGUUCAAAACAGUUAGUUUUGGUAAGCCUGUGGUUUGGCUUAUAGCUCUGACUUUUUUAUUUUUUUAUUUCUCUGUCUCAUAGUGGCUUUCUUGAAUUUAAUUGGCACCAAUCUGGUUCUUAUGCUUAUGCUGAAAGAUGGCAAUAACAGAGGCAAUCAAAAGCCUAGAAUCAAAACUAAGAUAUUGAAAGCUCUCAUAUACUUGCAGUAACAAAGCAAUUGAACACACCUGACUAAUUAGAAACCUGAUGAAGCCAUUUGUUCCAAACAUUAUGUUGCCCUGAAAUGGGUGGCGGAGUUGGGGUGGUCAUUUAUAAAAUGUUAUUUCUGCAUGGUGAUACCAACAUGUACUAAAAUUUGAUAAAAGUUGAGAAGUGUGCUUUAAGCACUUAUGCAUUAUUUGAGUGUAAAUAUAAAAUUGUGGAGUACAAAGCCAAAUGAAGAAAAAUUGUCUUUGUCCCAAACAUUAUGGAGCUCACUGUAUAUAUGCUUUAGCUAUUGACAAAGACGAUUAUUUGCUCAAUGAAAAUAGUUAUGAAUACGAGCAAUCAUUUACUUAAAUGCCUUUGUUUCUCAGCUAUUUACUGUUUGAUUUUCUAAGUGUUGUGUAUUGCUGAACUUGUGCGAUAUGUGAAUACCUUUCUAUCUGGAUAACAUUUGACAACCCAACUAAUGGACA